Molecule: messenger RNA, 1365 nt
Organism: Parnassius apollo (apollo)
Lineage: Eukaryota; Metazoa; Arthropoda; Insecta; Lepidoptera; Papilionidae
Source: the annotation of a GenBank genome assembly
AUGAAUGACCCCAAUGGUUUCAGUGAGUACAAAAAUGAAUUUCACUUGUUUUAUCAAUUUAACCCUAAUAGUAGCCUUGAACCUGGUAUAGCCCAUUGGGCACAUGCUAAAAGUAAGGACUUAUUUCACUGGGAACAUCUUCCUAUUGCUAUGUAUCCAGAUAAAUGGUAUGACAAGUCGGGAGUUUUUUCAGGCAGUGCUAUAGUGGAAAAUGAUAAAAUGUUUAUUUUUUACACCGGAAAUGUUAAUUUUCCUGGACAAGAUCCUGACCACAAGCAGAUUCAAGCUGGUGCUGCAAGUUUUGAUGGAGUGAGAGUUAAAAAAUUCAAAAAUAAUCCAAUAAUAAAUGGUACAAAAUUUCAACCUGAUUUUCGGGAUCCAAAGGUUUGGAAACACGGGGACACGUAUUAUAUGGUUUGUGGAAACUCAUUUAAGGACAUUGAGAGUAAUGCUACUCUUGGUAGAGCAAUUUUGUUCACUUCAAAAAAUAUGAUAAAUUGGAGUUUUGCUUCCGUUUUGGACGAAUCUGACGGAUCACUUGGGUAUAUGUGGGAAUGUCCAGAUUUUUUUGAGCUUGAUGGUCGCUUUGUCUUAUUAUUAUCUCCUCAAGGUAUGAAACCAUUUGGUGAUAAAUUCCGAAAUUUAUAUCAAACUGGUUAUAUAGUUGGUGAUUUUGAUUACAUUACCAACGUAUUUACCCCUAGAACAGACUUUAUUGAAUUAGACCAUGGUCAUGAUUUCUAUGCCACACAAACAUUAUUAGAUAAAUCAAAACGCAGAAUAGUAAUCGCUUGGUUAGAUAUGUGGGAGCAAUCAUACCCCGAGGGACGUGAUGGGUGGACUGGUCAAAUGACAAUUCCUAGAGUUUUAUCUCUUUCAAAAGAUAAUCGACUCAUACAAAAGCCAGUAAAGGAAAUCACUUUGGCUAGGGGUCGACCUCUUUAUUCAGGCAGAGCUUGUUCUGGUACAGUAGUUACACUGGAAGAUAAAGCUGGUGAAAUUAAUAUUAGAGCGCCUAAGGACAAGGAUUUAAGAUUACUAAUUGAAUCAGAAGGUGAGUAUCACCAAGUGAUUAUAAGUUACGAUUAUAAAAAGGGUCUUGUAACUCUUAACCGCGGCAAUAAAGACGGUAUCCGACGUACAAAGUGGAGGCCACAAAAGAAAUUAUAUUUAAAAAUUUAUAUUGAUGCAAGCUCAGUUGAACUGUUCUUUGGUGAUGGUGAGAUCACAUUUUCUAGUCGAUUUUUCCCAGAAGGAGCAGUCAAAUUACGAGUAGAUGACAAUAGUGAAAUUGAAUUCAUGAACGUCUUUACCAUGAAACGCACAACUUUUGUAAACCAUGAUUCUGACGAAGCUGCAGUAUAA